This is a messenger RNA of Paramormyrops kingsleyae, 1647 nucleotides long. NCBI's taxonomy places the organism in Eukaryota, Metazoa, Chordata, Actinopteri, Osteoglossiformes, Mormyridae. The record is from RefSeq and is a predicted model, not a curated record.
AUGACGGAUCUCUCGAAAGACGCACCGCAGCAGGACGAAGACUUCUGGCUCGUCCUGCUGCACGAGGUGACGUAUUGGCGAGAGUUGCCGGAGAUCCAGGAGGACCCGGGCUUAUACGCCCUGGCAGACCGGAGCUGGAACCUCUUGUUGGAAGAGGAGCGCACCGAGGAGCGCAAUAUGGUGGAAGUGCGCUCCCUCCUGAAACAGCUCAUUAGCCGGGUAAGGGAGAAGUGGCUCCAGCAGCUCGCCUGUGCCGAUGCGACUCCGCCCCCACCUACCGGUUCCGGACGCCGAAAAAAGAAGAGGCGAAGGGGAAAGGGAGAAGAAGCCGCCCCGACUAUCUUCCUGGGGGCCUGCUCUCUGCUCCCCGCCUGGGAUGACCCCGCCGCUACCCGCCUGACCAGCCCCCACCCGGAGAAGCCGCCUCCGAUGGAGAAUUAUUUUUAUCGGCCGGAGCGUCUGGGGCACGGCCGCAUUCGUGCCGUGAAAGACUCUAUUCCCCGGGUCUCCAAAGCCCUUAAAGGGGCAGCGCCUUCUCGCCCUGCGCCCAUCCUGGCGCCAGUCCCGGACCUUUUGGGAGGCUUGAGGCUUGGACUUAAACUUACUUUGAAGUUGGAGACUACCGAAUUUGCAGAAAUAGACGAAGCACUGGAGCGAAUUAGGCGAAAGUGUGGUGUGAUUCGUGCGGCGAUAACACGACUACUGACGCGGAUUGAGGAGGAGGUUAGUAAAGACCAACCAGACUGUGAUAAGCUACAAGAGGCACUGUCGGUGCUGUCGGUGAAAGAAGAGAGUUUGAUUGAUUUAGACAAAGGCAUUGAAGAUGAAACUCGGAGGCGGAGAUUGAAGGCACGCUGGAGUAUUGAGAAUGCAUUAUUGUCUGGAAGACUCGUGCAAGCAGACAUAUUCAGAAAGGUCGGGAAGCCGAAAGUGUGCAGGUUGACAUCACUGCCACCGAAGGCCACAUUUUCCCAGUCUCAGGCGACUAGUCUAAAUCGAGAGGACGUGGAUCGGAGAUGGAGAUACAGACAUAAACUUUUAAACCAGUUUUGGACUCGCUGGAGAAAGGACUAUUUGAUGGACUUAAAAUCGGCUCACAAGUGCAAGACUCCAGCACCCGCUUCACUUAGGGUGGGAGAUGUUGUGUUGAUUGGAGAGGACAAUCUGCCCAGGCAAAUUUGGAAAAUGGGUAGAAUAACUGAGCUGUUUCCAGGGAGAGAUGGACUGAUUCGUUCCUGUUUGGUUCGCACUUCAUCAGGCAAUGUAUUAAGAAGACCAGUGCAGUUAAUAUAUCCGCUGGAGAUUGUUUAAAUGCUUGAUGAUUGUAUAAUGUGAUCAUUUGAUUAUGUGAUGUGUAGUGUACCGUAUGGUGAUGAACAACUGUUCAUUGGGGUGGAGGAUGUUGUAGUUAAUAUGGUUUACGUGAGAUAUUAAUUGUUUGCAGACCUUUAUAAGAUGUAUGUUAUGCAAUGUCAUGUGCUGUUAAGGAUCACCAAAGUGUAUUUGUUGGUUUAAUACACUUAAGCUUUAUUUUGAAAUGAGGGGGAAAUGAUGUAAUUUGCCGUAGUGCAUUUUCUCUUUUUUGUUCCCACCCCUCAUGAUGUAAAAGGAAAUGCAUUCAGUCAGUAAAGAAAACGUUCUUCAGAC